UGGCGAGAUCUCAGCCAUUCAUCUGAUCUAAUACCUGAUCAAUUUACUCUAUCCAAUCAUAAUGUUUCACUCGGAUACAUGACGUGGCGACAUCUCAGCCUUUCAAAUGCUUUGGCGGCUGCAUGUUUAAGGUAAUCUCAUCCGUUCAUCGCCCAACCCUUUCUUCCUUUAAUCUCAUCCGUUCAUCGCUCUGGGGCGAGAUUCUCUUCAACCCUUUCUUCCUUUCCUCGACUGAGAACAAAAUUCACAACAAAAUUGAUUCAGAUUAGGUCUUCUCUUCGCUGAUUCAGAAAAAAAUUCUCUCAUCCUACUUCUUCAAACCUCAAAUUCAUUGCCAUGUCCGACUCGAAUAUGAGAGAACCAAAGCAGAAGACGAAGAAUAAGAAUGUAAAAACCCUAGCUUUCUCACCUUCUCUUCCUGAGACAAACAUCAACAGAUAUCACCUUCUCGAUAGAGUUAUAUGCUUCUCCCUUUUUCCUCAUAUCUCGCUUUAUCGAUUCUUAAAUUGAUUAAUACUGUUAUUGUUUAGACAUGAAAAUGGUGAUUUUAAUUAGCCUGAGUAGUCAAAUGAACAACAUUCAUUUGAACUCCAGAUUAGUUUGAGCUUGAUUCUUAUUUGGAAUCCAGAUUAGUUUGAGCUUUAUUCUUAUUUGGAAUCCAGAUUUGUUGAUUUUUAAACAUCCGAAAUUGAAUGAAUCAGUAGAUUGUUAAGUCUUUUUGUUUGUUUGUCCUUUCCAAUUGAAGUGAGUAUUAGAAAGGUUGAGACUUUAGACCAAUCUGCUUCAGCUUUGUUUGAGAUGUGUGGUUUUUUUAUUAAAAGUGUUGGUUUUUCGUGAUGUUGCAGACACCAGAGACUGGGAUUAAGACAAAGGAGUCUUAUGAGGUGAAUUCGAGAGGAGUUGAGAUCUUCUCCAAAAGCUGGCUUCCUGAAGCUUCUAGGCCUAGAGCUUUGGUUUGUUUCUGCCAUGGUUAUGGAGAUACUUGCACGUUUUUCUUCGAAGGAAUUGCAAGAAGAUUGGCAUUGUCGGGAUAUGGAGUUUUUGCUAUGGAUCCGGAAACAAAAAGUCUCAAAGUCGUUUCACCAUUUUGUGAAUUUACGAUGUUUCGGUUUACAAUGGAAGUGGAGGAAAACUAUAAUGGAAGUGGAAAGGUGUAGAGGCUAAAGAGACA
Messenger RNA from Arabidopsis lyrata subsp. lyrata, 1171 nucleotides. RefSeq lists its product as uncharacterized. Gene Ontology annotation, molecular function: lipase activity. The coding region runs from base 837 to 1157 and encodes 106 amino acids. The record is from RefSeq and is a predicted model, not a curated record. NCBI's taxonomy places the organism in Eukaryota, Viridiplantae, Streptophyta, Magnoliopsida, Brassicales, Brassicaceae. The transcript is spliced from 4 exons. Gene Ontology annotation, cellular component: membrane.